AAUCCAAACGCCACUAUAAAUACCUUCUUCCCUUUCCCCUUUCCAUUUCAUCUUCUCAAAAUUCGUUUCAAUCAAAAAUCGAAUAAAGGCAAAAAUAUCAAUAUGUGCGCAGUUGCAGUACCGAAGACGACGAUGACUCCAUUGUUCUCAUCUCCAAAGCUCUCUUCACUACUCUACAAAUCCUCUUCUCUCAAUUCUUCUUCUUCUUCUUCUUCUUCUUCUUCUUCUUCGCCGAAAUCGUUGUCCAGUCCGAGAAAUCUUCAUGUUUCUGCAUCGUCUUCCCCGUCGCCGUCCUCUGUGUCCCCUGUUGAUACGGUUUUGAAGAGGAAGAGGCCGGCGAGAAUUGAUGUACCGCCGAGUAUACCGAUUGGAUUUGGAUUUGGAAUAUUCGAGACGCCGGAGGUUAUGGAGGAGGAAGGAGAAGGAUAUUCGGUUUAUUGUAAAAGAGGAAGAAGACGAAUCAGCGCUAUGGAGGAUCGAUUUUCAGUUACCGUCGGAAGUCAAGGAUAUUCUAAACAGGCUUUCUUCGGAGUUUUCGACGGACACGGUGGAGCAAGAGUGGCGGAAAUCGCAGCGAAACGAAUGAGCGAGAAUGUAAUCGAUCAAGUAACGAGAAGAGCAGAAUCGGAACUCGAGGAAGCAAUCAAAGACGGCUAUCUGAGGACGGAUCGGGAUGUAUCGGAGGAAGGCGUGAGCGGCGGCGGCGCUUGUUGCGUCACUGCAUUGAUACGGAAUGGAAAUCUGGCAGUGUCGAACGUCGGCGAUUGCCGCGCUGUGUUGAGUAGAAAGGGAAAAGCGGAAGCCCUAACCUCCGAUCACCGGGCGGGAAGAGAAGACGAGAGAAAUCGGAUCGAAAAAUCGGGCGGUUAUGUAGAUUGUUGCGGUGGUGGAUGGAGAGUUCAAGGAACACUGGCUGUAUCUCGAGCCAUUGGAGAUGAGCAUCUGAAACAAUGGGUGAUAUCGGCGCCGGAGACGAGAGUGAUGAAGAUUGACGAUGAUUGUCGUUUCUUGAUUCUUGCUUCCGAUGGUCUUUGGGACAAGGUUACAAACCAGGAAGCAGUAGACAUAGUAGAGGCAAUGUGCGGCGCGGAGAUAAUGAAGAAGAAACCAAUUAAUCCGUCGUUAAUAAUGUCGGCCUGCAAACAGUUGGUGUCAUUGUCAACAUCAAGAGGCUCAAUCGACGAUACCACUGUUAUGAUCAUUAAACUAAAUUCCCUUAUUCAUUCCUCUACCUCAAAUCAUCAUUAAUUAACCCCUAAUUUUAAACUAAUUAAUAAUUACCAUUCACAUUAAUUAAGGACAAGAAGAAGUAAAAUGAGGCCGGUCCGGUUUGGCAACUCAGAAUUUUUGACAUUUUCCUUGUCCAACAGUCAAAAACUCUUCAAACAUAAACCUUCAUUGAAUAAUUUUUAUGUAAUCUCUAUACUUUUACAUUUUAUUUUGUUAUUUGGUGACUCGGUACUCGGUUUCUGUUAAAGUUGUAGAUUAUAUUACAUUAAUAAGUGGAACUCUCAUCCACUUUUUUUUUUC
Molecule: messenger RNA, 1530 nt
Organism: Benincasa hispida (wax gourd)
Lineage: Eukaryota; Viridiplantae; Streptophyta; Magnoliopsida; Cucurbitales; Cucurbitaceae
Product: putative protein phosphatase 2C 25
Biological process (GO): protein dephosphorylation
Molecular function (GO): cation binding; protein serine/threonine phosphatase activity
Source: RefSeq, a predicted model, not a curated record